AUGCCCCUCUUAAGAAGCCGGCGGCAUCUCCCGCCAGUUUCUCUUGUUUGCUUCGAACGUGGCGGUCUCCCCGCCCCACCCCCCACUAAGUUCACGCGCAUGCUUUCCGGUUCCCGGCACCGCGGGUCACGCACAGCCUCCCGCGUGCAACAAGAAAGGAGACACGAGGUACUGCCGGGAACGACCCAACAGGAAGGGAGACCGAGACGCGCGCAGGCGCUCAGGCGCCCGAGCAGGCGCGGCGCGCGCGGUCGCUGCGCAAAGCGGGGCAGGACCGGUGAGUGUCCGAGCGUCCGGGCGGGACGUGGGGACACUGCGGCAGAGAGGGAGCCAGGUUUCUCAGGGACCUGGGCGUGGGAGCACAGACCUCAAGAGAUCAAACCAGUUCUCACUGACAGAACAGACAGACGUGCUCCAAAGCAGAACCAGCAAGACAUCUGCAUCGCAGAAGACCUGAGAACACAUUCCUCUGAAAUAACCCAGAAGACCCUUAAGGCAUUGGAUCAAACUGCUGAUAGUGAGCUCUUCCUUGUUGCAAGAAAUAAGUCAUCUCUUCUUCCUUAUUGCAAGAAGUGUGGAUUUCAUUCAAACCCUCUGUGUGCCUUCCAGGACUGUUGGGACGGAAGUAUUUCGUCAGUGCUGAUCUGGGGGCCUUGACCAAGAGUCUUGACGGCUGGCAGCUAAUGUCUGUUUUCACUUCUGUGGCUUCUGGUGAGAGAGAACUUUGUGAGCUGGCCACUUGGGAGAAGAGGGCCUAUUACCCAAGAGCCAUAGUCUGCAGAACCUGUUUGUGGGUGAGAUGGGGAUGCAGAUAGGAGAAGAUCCCUAGUACAAUCUGAUUUUCCCUCAUUAUCAACAAGGAACCUAAAAAAGUGGGGCAAGUCCUGGUUGUCCAGGCUAAGAGAAUUGCCAUCUUCCUCAGACAGAAGGUUCUCAGAUAUCACGUGGAAAAAGAGCCUACUUUGCAAUAGUUCCUGCAGUUCUUGUCUCACUGUCUGUCUCUCAUCCAGGGACUGAGUCAUGACUAAAUGCCCUUUUUAUGGUCACCAAGUGUGCCGCCUCACUAAAUCAUGUAUACAUGUUU
Lontra canadensis (Northern American river otter) is the source of this 1084-nucleotide messenger RNA. RefSeq lists its product as uncharacterized. The transcript is spliced from 5 exons. The record is from RefSeq and is a predicted model, not a curated record. Bases 1 to 657 code for a protein of 218 amino acids. NCBI's taxonomy places the organism in Eukaryota, Metazoa, Chordata, Mammalia, Carnivora, Mustelidae.